This is a messenger RNA of Oikopleura dioica, 216 nucleotides long. NCBI's taxonomy places the organism in Eukaryota, Metazoa, Chordata, Appendicularia, Copelata, Oikopleuridae. The record is from the annotation of a GenBank genome assembly.
AUGUUUCCAGGAGGCAUGAACCCAUUUAUGCAGCAGCAGCCACAGAAGAAGAUCUCAAAGACAGAAAAGAUAACCCGAAACGUGGCAAUCGGUGGAGUGUGCCUUUUCUUGGGCUGCCUCUUCUGGGAUACCAAAGGUGCCCCAGUCGCAUCCAUUCCUUACACACGCGAAAUCCUCGGCACCUUCGGCUACGUCAACCACCAUUUCUUCGGAUAA